CUUUUGUCUUAAGCAUCACAAUCUCCGCGAACCCACCAAUAGGAUUUCCAUGAGAACAAAACCAGUCUCCAACGGAGAAACGCCACGUCAGCUUCCCACCCGUCGAACCACCAAGUCCGUCACUGUACGAUCAGCUCAGGAAUCGGUUCAGAUCAUCAUCAGCCACCAAAUGUCAGUUUCAUCUUCACUCAGUUAACAAUUCAUCUUCAAACACUCACUGAACUCAACGCCUGUACAGUUCAUCUGAUUGGUUCAAAUAUGGUCAAGAGAAAGAUACAUGCUGCGUAUUCGUAUCCACCAACUACGGAGGAGUUAUAUCCGGCUAAUGUGAAGAUUAGAUGCCAAAUCGGAGUAACAACAGAAAUCCGAGAUAGGUUGGGACCAGGCUCUGCUAGGUCGGAGUUAUUUCGGGGCACGUGUUUCGGACAUUGGCUAGAUGUUCAAAAUACAUGUAACGACUCGCCUUUAGUCCAUCUGAUGCUACAAACUGAAUAUAUCCCGACCCCGGUCGUGCAUCAAGACGCAUUAUAUUUUCGUGUUGGAGGUCAGGAUUUGCGGUUUGGACCUCAAGAGUUUUGCCUCAUUACAGGACUGCGAUUCGGUCCUCAUCAUUGGAAAUACGAAAGGGCAGAUAUGACAUUUAGAGAGAGGGUAUUUGGUGAUGCACAAGCUAGACCAAAGGUUUUGGAUAUAAAAAACGUCUUUAAUCGCUUUCUUGAUCGGUUAUCGGACCUUGAUGCAGUACGGAUUUGUCUGCUGAUGUUGGUUGAGGUCGGAUUCAUGGCCUGCGAUCCUCGUGGACCGGUUGACUUGACUCUUCUAGAACUAGUCGAGGACCUCGACUCAUGGAACACAUAUCCAUGGGGUUCAUACGUCUGGAGGUCUGUGUACAAGCACUUACAUAAUGCGCUCGCAAAGCGUUCUGCUCGACACCGUUAUAUGCCACUUGGUUAUGCGCUAAGUGGAUUUAUUUGGAUCUUUAAGAUAUGGAUAUUCGAGGUUUUCCCAUACGCUAAGACGUUUGCUGUCAAGCGUGACGGGAUUCCCAGAGCCAUUAGCUGGGGCGCGAGCAAGUGUAUGACGUGGAAGCUUGCAUUACCAUUUGUCACGGAUGCCACAGUGCCUGGAUUUGAGCCACUACCAGCGUUGACACCAACUCCUGAAGAGUGCGCCACUGAUUGGUGGCGCGCCAGCUGUCAGUUUUUUGACGACUAUGCUUAUGAUUCUUCACCGCUGUUGAAGAAGGCACACUUAUCAUCACCAUCUCAGCCGUCGGUUAUGGUCCCGGACCAGCUGGCAGAGGACAUUGCUGACCCCAUCACCAUGCCGAGCUCAAACAACACCACUGGUCACCAAAGUACGGGGUCAAGGACAAAUAUGGAGAAAAGAAUGGAUAAGUUACAGAAGCCGUUGGUUAUGACACGUCUCACGAGUUUAGAGGAGCGGGUUGAUGAGCUAUUGAAGGCCAGGCGACCACUUUGUCUAAAGGCGGAGAUCCCGACGACCUCAGACUUGUUUGGUCCUUUUGACCACGUAGAGGAUCGUGUUGUGGUGGGAAAGGUUUCAUCUGAGUCUGACAUAAUUUGUGUCCAAGGCUACAACGUAAAGCAAAGUGUCGCACCGAUUCUCGAAUCCAUUUUCAAGAAACACGGUGACAUUGCAGCAGAUUGCCUAUUCAAACCAGCUUCUAUGAGAUCAUCUUUCCUUGAGAUCGUUUGCGAAGCAGUCAGUCGAAUUCAAACCAAUGAUGAUAUUGAAGAAAUAGAACGGCAAGUGCUAGUUGCAGAAGCAGCCAACGUUAACGUUUCAUGGCUUCGUGUUCACUUGGACGCCAUCCGAGCCCACAGGAAGUGCAGUUUGCUUGUGGAAACGAAAGCAAACAUGGGUUUGGUUAAAAAAGCCGCCUUAAUGGAUCUGAGAGAGAGUUGCGUGGAGCUCAUGGCCGCACAAGAACGGUUUGAAAAGGCGGAAAAAUGCGUGAGAGUACUUAAUCUUGUUGAAAAUAAUUUAAAUGAAAACAUCUUGGAAUCUAAAGGUAGUGUAGACUCAUGGGCAAGACAACCAGUGGUUUUAUAGGCUAACUAAAUUUGAUGUAGAUGUAUAGGUGAAAAGUCGAGAAGGUGUAGAAUGCACAAGUUGCACAACUCUGGUAAAAUUGUUGCAUCUGAACAUUUAAUUUUGUAACAUCCUAGAGUCUUAAGACUAACGGCCGUUAAAAACUAACGGAGAACUUAACAUUG
This is a messenger RNA of Helianthus annuus (common sunflower), 2240 nucleotides long. RefSeq lists its product as uncharacterized. The transcript has 7 exons. Lineage: Eukaryota; Viridiplantae; Streptophyta; Magnoliopsida; Asterales; Asteraceae. The record is from RefSeq and is a predicted model, not a curated record. Bases 259 to 2076 code for a protein of 605 amino acids.